UCGCCACCAGUUACAUUCCAGCUGUUGGGAUUGGAGUUGGAAGUUCGGCACGGGCUCCCACCCUCCCUCUCUAUUGUCUUUGGCGCGCGGUGACCCCUCCCCUCAUGUCAUGGCUUCUUCCGAUGUGGCUCGGCAGCUGUACCAUCAACCUGAUAUUGGAAUGAGAGGACCCUUUACUUCACCAACAGAUAGUCAUGAGGCAGGAAAAAUCAAUUGGUUAACAAAUCUAUCCACCAGGGAUUUUGCUUCAACAUUCUCAGUAUUGGAGAGACAGGAAUUGGAAAAUCAACUUUGAUUGAUACCUUGUUCAAUACCUCUUUUGAUGAUCAUGUGUCAACACACUUUCAGCCAAAUGUGAGGCUUAAAGCUCAGACUUAUGAGCUUCAGGAAAGCAAUGUCCGAUUGAAGCUAACAAUUGUAAAUACAGUUGGAUUUGGGGACCAGAUAAACAAAGAUGAUAGAAACAUGGAAAGAGAGACAGGAAUUGGAAAAUCAACUUUGAUUGAUACCUUGUUCAAUACCUCUUUUGAUGAUCAUGUGUCAACACACUUUCAGCCAAAUGUGAGGCUUAAAGCUCAGACUUAUGAGCUUCAGGAAAGCAAUGUCCGAUUGAAGCUAACAAUUGUGAACAUUAUUCCAGUUAUAGCCAAAGCAGAUACAAUUUCUAAAUCUGAACUACAGAAGUUUAAGAUCAAAAUAAUGAGUGAGCUGGUCAGUAAUGGAGUUCAAAUAUACCAGUUUCCAACAGAUGAUGAGAGCAUUGCUAAAAUUAAUGCUACCAUGAAUGGACACUUGCCAUUUGCUGUAGUGGGGAGUACAGAAGAGAUGAAGAUUGGUAACAAAGUCGUAAAGGCUCGCCAGUAUCCUUGGGGCAUUGUGCAAGUUCUGAAUCUGCGAGUGUUUGUCAUUGAUAACCAAACAGAGGUUUAUUUCCCAAUUGCCCUCGUGUUCAGACCACCCUAUAAUCUCUACAAAUGCAGGGUACCAGAUAGCAAGAAGACCAGUUAUAGAGAAAGUCUACAGGAGACAUAUGAAGCUAAAAGACAUGAAUUUCUUGGAGAAUUAGAACGGAAACAAGAAGAAAUGAGACAAAUGUUUGUGCAAAGAGUCAAAGAGAAAGAAGCACUGCUAAAAGAAGCAGAGCGAGAACUUCAAAUGAAGUUUGAACAUUUGAAACGACUACAUCAGGAAGAGAGAAUGAAAGUGGAAGAAAAAAGAAAGCUUCUGGAAGAUGAAAUUAUUGCAUUCAACAAGAGGAAAGCUGCCUCAGAUAUAUUGCAAGGGAGGCCUCUGCCUCCUACACCUACAGCUGGUUUUAAAAAAGAUAAAGAUCGGAAAAACCCCGGUUUUAUGUGAAUUGGAGAAGAAAUUCUUCACAAAUCUGAGAGGAAGAAAGAUGGAUUGUUACCUCCUUUCUUUUUCUUAAUGUGUGUUCAUUUGAAAACUGACCGCUGCAACUGUAUUAAAAUAUAUAAUCAGUUCUGCAUUCUGUACUAUAAGUUGCUGUCAAAUUAAGAAUUCACUCAAAUGGACUUAUUUUUUUUUUCAGUAGCUUGCACUUAAACUAUGUACUUUUGCCAACAGAAAUGCACAUCAGCCUUCUGUACCAAAGAUCACCGUGCUAUGAACUAUGGCUCUUGUGCUUUGGAUCUGAAGGCAAAUGACAGCUUCAGAGUGCAUUGGGGCAUAAAUCUAGCACGGGUCUGCAACUAGCUUUCCUGCCACUGCUCAGUGAGGGAGGAGAACAGCUGCUCAGUUGCAAGGAGAGCUUUAAGGAAAGCAGAGAAAUGCCACAUUCAUGGGUCUAAAGCCUCAGAAGCUCCUUUUGCCUUAGAAUCUAAAGCACACCAAAGCUCUGAUAUAAACAGUUUUCAUUUAAGUUACGAAUACUGUAGUAUAAUAGUAUUCAUUGACUACACAUUAUAAUUUUUAAAGAAUUUGUGCCUUAACUAUAUAGCCUUUAAAGUGCCUUUUACUGAACUGUAUAAAAUAUGUAAACCAAUAUAUUUUAAAAUGUGCACUUUGUAAUUUUGUAAUGAUGACAAGCUUUAGAGUUAAAGUGGAUCAUGGUUGCUUUUACCGUUGCAGUAUUCAUGCAAGUACAGACAUUACUUGAAAACCGAUAACUGAAAAUUAACUUGGUUGCAAGGGUGUCUUCUUUUUAAGCCACUUUUUCUCAUCUACACAAUAUGAACGCUGGGAACAGUCAUUUUGAAAAUUUUAAUAAAAAUCCUGACAACUUCAUAUUCAUUUAAACAUGUUCCUUGACACAAAGCCUUCCAUCAAUUUUAAUUCUUAUAAUUUAACAUUAACUAGAUGCACAAGUGGUAGAAGAAGAAGAAAAUAAAAGUGAAACUCUAUUUUUUUUCCUGAAGUGACCUUGAAUAGGGUUGAAUCCCAUGCUUGCUUACUUGGACAAAAGUUCUAUUCUUCAAAGAAGCAAUAUCUUAAUUUUGAAAUUAUCCAUUACUUAGGCAACCAGGAGUCCUGGUGCUCCCUGUUUACUAAUAAAUAUAGCAGUUGCUUAUGUAA
Messenger RNA from Protobothrops mucrosquamatus (brown spotted pit viper), 2532 nucleotides. Its product is annotated as septin-10. Gene Ontology annotation, molecular function: molecular adaptor activity; GTPase activity; GTP binding. The record is from RefSeq and is a predicted model, not a curated record. Gene Ontology annotation, cellular component: cell division site; septin complex; microtubule cytoskeleton. NCBI's taxonomy places the organism in Eukaryota, Metazoa, Chordata, Lepidosauria, Squamata, Viperidae. Gene Ontology annotation, biological process: cytoskeleton-dependent cytokinesis.